Phacochoerus africanus (Common warthog) is the source of this 2200-nucleotide messenger RNA. Its product is annotated as putative deoxyribonuclease TATDN2. Gene Ontology annotation, molecular function: hydrolase activity, acting on ester bonds. The record is from RefSeq and is a predicted model, not a curated record. The transcript has 3 exons. NCBI's taxonomy places the organism in Eukaryota, Metazoa, Chordata, Mammalia, Artiodactyla, Suidae. The coding region runs from base 1 to 2094 and encodes 697 amino acids.
AUGGCGGCGGCUCCAAUGGCGGGCUGGUUGGCACCUGAGGUUUUGCGGGGCUCAUCGGGCCAGGGAAAUUCCUCCUCCUCCUCCUCCUCCUCCUCCUCCUUCUCUUCCUACGCUUCUCACUCCUCAGGCUCGAGUGUGAGUGGAGCAGCCUCCAAAGACUGCUUUGAUUCGGAACACUUGGGGUUCCCUUCGACCUCCGUGGAAUCCCCUCAGCGCCAUCCGCUUUGCUCUGCUAGCCCCUUUCUGGAAGAAAUGGCUUCUCUAAAAGACUACAGCUUUAAGAUUAUUCCCAAACAGAGUUCCGGUACCUUCACAAACUCUGAACUUGCAGCCAGCACUGAGGAUCAAAAUAACGAGCCUGAGAAAGCAAACGGGGACCAGAGAAGGUGGGGUGGAGAGCCAGACCAAAGCUCUUCAAUGAUCUACGUGAAGGCGAUCCAGGGCAUCCUGGACACAUUGAUACCAGAAGAAGAGGCCGUCGCUAGUACAAUAUGGAGCCCAGGACAGCAUGCCAACCCUGAAGAAGAACCAGCCGGGACUGCCCUCUUCUCUGCUCCUCAAAGAAGGAACGUGUCAGCCCCAGAGGUCAGAGUGGGGGAGAUGGAGAUGGACGACUUCUUUGACAGAAGAAUGACGACACCUCCUGAGGAGAAACUCUGUGAGAAGCCAUUUGGUGACCAAAGGACAUUCAUCUUUGAAAAGAGCUCUCCAGCCCUCCAAUUUCCAGAUAGACGUGACUAUCAUUCAGAAAUCCAGGUGCCUCAAGAAAGGGGUAUGGUGAUUGAGCACCCUUGCUCAGGAAGGGACUGGUCUGAUAUGGAUGAGGUUUCUGCAUUCAGAUUCCCUCAGGAGGAAUCCGCCUCACUCAGUCUCCCGAGAGUUUCACAGCCUUCGUCCUUCACACCCGAGCCUGUCAUGUUCUGGCCUAAUUUGUACAGUGGCCCUUGGCAUGACUCUACCAGCUACUGGACCAGCAGUCCCAAGCCUCCCAGCUAUCCUUCCCUGGGCGGCGGCGGUGGCGGCGGCAGCAGCACUGGGAUAAGCAGCCAGAGCUACUUGAGUGAUUAUUCCUUCAAUUCCACCGUGCACUCUCCAGACUGGUCCAGAGAUCUGAAGGCCUCAGAGCAAAGUUCAUCCCUGAAUUUGCCACUUUGUUUCUCCACAAGUUCAGAAGCAGAGGUGAAGGAGACAAGAUGCCAGCUCCAAGAGGAGACAUCAUCACGCCCUUGGGGAAGAUACGUAUCUCGCCCCCUGCCAAGGAGCCACUGGGAGCAAAGCCUAGAGAAGGGUUUCAUUGAUACCCACUGUCACCUCGACAUGCUCUAUUCCAAGCUGUCUUUCAAAGGAACCUUUAACAAGUUCAGAAAAAUCUACAGCCGCUCCUUCCCUAAGGAGUUUCAUGGCUGCAUCUCCGAUUUCUGUGAUCCUCGCACGCUAAAGGAUGGCCUAUGGGAGGAGCUGCUGAAAGAGGAUCUGGUUUGGGGGGCCUUUGGCUGCCACCCCCAUUUUGCACGUUACUAUAAUGAGAGCCAAGAAAGAAGUAUUUUGCAAGCCUUACGCCACCCCAAGGCUGUAGCAUUCGGAGAAAUUGGCCUGGAUUACUCCUACAAGUGCACCACACCUGUCCCACAGCAGCACAAGAUAUUUGAGAGACAGCUGCAGCUGGCCGUGUCUCUAAACAAGCCCAUGGUGAUCCACUGCCGAGAAGCUGACAGAGAUCUGCUGGGCAUCUUGAAAAAAUUUGUGCCCUCCGACUUCAAGAUCCAUCGGCACUGCUUCACUGGCAGUUACUCAGUCAUCCAGCCCCUUCUGGAGUACUUCCCCAACAUGUCUGUGGGCUUCACAGCAGUCCUGACUUACAGUUCCGCCUGGGAGGCCCGAGAUGCUCUGAAGAAGAUCCCGCUGGAGAGAGUCAUCGUGGAAACAGAUUCUCCCUACUUCCUCCCUCGGGGGGUUCCCAAAAGCCUGUGCCAGUUUGCCCACCCCGGCCUGGCCCUGCACACCGUUCGAGAGAUUGCCAGAAUCAAAGAUCAGCCACUCUCCCACACCUUGGCCACCUUACGAGACAACACGAGUCGUCUCUACAGCCUUUAAGCGGAGAAGGCACAGCCAGGAGUCUUCCAGAAAAGGGGGGGCAGCGACCUGACAACACAGACUUGGGCUGAACUCUGCCAGUGUCCCAAGUGAAGGAUGGGCUCGG